Messenger RNA from Lycium ferocissimum, 2223 nucleotides. RefSeq lists its product as uncharacterized. Gene Ontology annotation, biological process: carbohydrate metabolic process. Gene Ontology annotation, molecular function: catalytic activity; carbohydrate binding. NCBI's taxonomy places the organism in Eukaryota, Viridiplantae, Streptophyta, Magnoliopsida, Solanales, Solanaceae. The transcript is spliced from 16 exons. The coding region runs from base 29 to 2113 and encodes 694 amino acids. The record is from RefSeq and is a predicted model, not a curated record.
UACUUACGAGAGCUUCUCAUUAAUCUUGAUGUUUGUUUCUUUAUUUCUGUGGCAGAGUAAAAAGAUGAAUAAGAUAGGGUGGAAGAGGCAACCACGUCUUGUUUUAUGGUUUUGUUCCAUUGUUUUCCAGAUUUUCAUGCUUGUUAGUGGUUCAAGGUCGACGACGGACCAAUUUAAGCAUACUCCACUAGACGAUAGUCAAAAGUUGAUAUCAACUACUCCUCCUGUCAAACUGCUUAUCUCACGUAAUUAUGUAUUGAUGGAUAAUGGCAUUGUCCAAAUUACCCUAACUAAUCCCACUGGAUCCAUUGCUGGAGUGCGUUACAAUGGUAUUGAUAAUGUACUAGAGACGGACUUCAAAGAUACAAAUAGAGGAUAUUGGGAUACCGUGUGGGAACGUCCUGGAGACAAGGAUUACACUUUUGAUAUGUUUUUAGCAACAAAAUUCAGAGUAAUUGCACAAGACAAAAACAAAGUCGAAGUUUCUUUUACAAGAACAUGGAAUCCUUCCAUUAAUGGUACUGCCAAUGAUCUUCCUCUAAACAUUGACAAAAGGUAUGUAAUGUUGCGUGGGAGUUCUGGAUUUUAUUCAUAUGGGGUAUUUGAACACUUGAAGGGCUGGCCCAGUCUAACUCUUGAAGAAGCUAGGAUUGCCAUCAAGCUAAGAAGGGCUCUGUUCCACUAUAUGGCCAUAUCAGAUGACAUGCAAACGAUGAUGCCAACAGAUGAAGAUCGAUCUGAUGGGCAGAUCCUUGACUACAAAGAAGCAGUUAGACUAACACAUCCAUCCAAUCCUAAACUUAAGGGCGAGGUGGAUGACAAGUACCAAUAUUCGUUCGAGAAUAAGGAUAUUAAAGUACAUGGAUGGAUUUGCAAUACUCCACACGUAGGUUUUUGGGUGAUUACACCUAGUUAUGAAGACCGUAAUGGUGGACCGAUGAAGCAAGAUCUAACUUCUCAUGCUGGUCCCACCUCCUUAGCAAUAUUUUUUAGUGGGCAUUACGCAGGGCCAGAGUUAGGAGUCACACUAAAAAAAGGAGAGCAAUGGAAGAAGGUUUUUGGGCCUGUCUUCUUUUACCUUAACUCUGAUUCUGGUGACAAUCACCAUACACUUUGGGAAGAUGCCAAAAAACAGAUGCAGGAAGAAACUGCAAAAUGGCCAUAUGAUUUCCCAGAAUCUGUUGAUUAUCCCCAUGCUAAUGAACGCGGUACAGUUGGAGGUCAAUUAUUCAUUCGAGACAGGUACAUAAACAAAGAUCCUGUAUAUGCAAAAUCUGCAUAUAUUGGAUUAGCUCUUCCUGGAGAUGUUGGAUCUUGGCAAUAUGAGACCAAGGGUUAUCAAUUUUGGACCCAAACAGAUGAGACUGGACAAUUCAAAAUCAGCGGCGUUAGACCUGGAACUUAUAGCUUGUAUUCUUGGGUCCCCGGAAUUAUUGGAGAUUACAAAUACAACUAUGACAUAAAUGUCAAACAAGGAAGUGAUAUUAGCUUAGGUCACCUAAUUUAUGAUCCUCCAAGAAAUGGUCCAACUUUAUGGGAAAUAGGCAAUCCUGAUCGAACUGCUGCAGAAUUUUUUGUCCCUGAUCCAUUGCCUGGGUUCACAAAUCAGUUAUUCAACGAUACUACACAAAAAUAUAGACAAUAUGGUUUGUGGGAUCGAUACACUGACUUAUAUCCAAAAAAAGAUUUGGUAUAUAAAGUUGGUGUCAGUGAUUAUCGAAAAGACUGGUUCUUUGCUCAUGUAACCAGGAGAACUAGAAGCAAGAAUUAUAUACCAACAACAUGGAAAAUUUCAUUUGAACUCCCAAGAGUUGAUCCAAAGGGAAAUUAUACACUACGUGUGGCACUGGCCUCUGCAACAUAUUCCCAUUUGCAGGGGAGGAUCAACAACCCCUCUAGCCAAACGCCUCACUUUGAAACUCCAUCAAUUGGGAGGAGUAAUGCAAUAGCUAGACAUGGGAUACAUGGAUUAUAUUGGCUCUUCAAUUUUCAAAUUCCAGGGUCACAACUACAAAAGGGAGAAAAUAAAAUAUAUUUGAAGCAAAUAAAAGCUGGUUAUCCUUUCUAUGGGCAUCAAUAUGACUACAUUCGUUUGGAAGGCCCUCCACAAUAAAAUUGAUCAAGUGGAUAUUAUACACAUAUAUAUUUAGGAGAAUUUUCCAGUUUAAUGACCUCACUAUGUUAAUAUUCUUUUCUUUUUUAUUAUUUUUUUUCAAGCUGAUA